Molecule: messenger RNA, 2246 nt
Organism: Wyeomyia smithii (pitcher-plant mosquito)
Lineage: Eukaryota; Metazoa; Arthropoda; Insecta; Diptera; Culicidae
Exons: 2
Coding region: 281-1888 (535 amino acids)
Source: RefSeq, a predicted model, not a curated record
UCUCUUGGUUCAGUUUAGCCUUUACGAAUAGACUUGAAUUAUUGAGAACUGUAGCAGAGGGUCCAAAGCCCCUGUAAAGGAGGAUGGUUGCAACAGCUCUUAACCAUGGCUGUUGCGUAAAAUCCAAUGGUUAAAACCCCUAAGCUAAGGUGUUAUGCGACCCGUGCCGAUGGAUGACGUGGUGGGGGGGUUUAAGAAAUACCCAGCCUCUAACGGAGCCUGUGGAGUACCAGGGCACCCUUCACAGUAAUUAGCCCUUACUGCAUCACGCGGGUCACUGAUGCAGCGGACUCUUCUUUACCCAGCGACUCGUGGGAAUUUUAUGAACGACAAAACUUCACAAAAUUCGGCCACCGGCAGCCUUUCUUUGCCAUCGGAGCGUAGUCCAAUAAAAACAAACGCACCGGGCAGAACGGAGGAGAUGGAGCAUGAGGAUGAUUUCAACCUCGACAGCGAAUCGCUGGACGGAGGACCCUCGGCUUCAUCCUUAAUCCUACUUUCUCCACAAGGGAAUGACGAAAGUCAAAUGGACUUAGUUCCCGGUCCACAGACAAGGCCCGAUGACGAAGGGAAACCCGAAUCAUCGGCACCCCUUGUCAAGCGACUUUCAAAUGCGCAAAGGCGGCGACUGAGCAAAAAUCUUCGCUCCGGUCUCUCGUACGAAGAAGCCAGGAAGCUGGCCCUCCUUCCAACAGAGCAGCCUGCUCAAUCGAACCAAGUUGCCGUCAAGCGACAGCGGUCGGACGACUUGGUAUCACCAAACACCAGUACUAAGUGUCCACAGCCUAAAAAACUGCGGAACGGCACUGGUUUGGGGUCAUCGGGUUCGAAGCCGCUCCCGAAGGCCACAUAUAGGGACAUGGUGGGAGCUAUAAGCCUUGCGGUUACUUCUGCUACCCACCCCAGCUCCCUACUCACAACGGACCAGCUUCAGGCUGUCCGGACCUCCAUCCUCGAUCACAUUGCGGACCAGGAAAAUCCAACCACCAAGCCCAAGUUUAACGGUUGCCAUCUAAAAAAUGGCUUCCUGCAACUUGCCUGUGCCGACAGCGACACAGUGCAGUGGUUGGAAAGGGAGGUACCUUCUCUCGUACCAUGGGAGGGAGCACAACUUCGUGUAUACCACAUGAAGGAUCUGCCGAAGGCCAGACGGUAUGUCGGUUACUUCGCGGACAGUGCGAACUCUCCGGACGAGAAGAUUCUUCGUUCACUCCAGAAUCAGAACGACCAUCUCUCUACCAAAAUGUGGCGAGUCUGUAACCGCAAAUUGGUAAAGACCUUGGUCGAACUAGUUCUGGAUAUUGACGAAGAAUCGGCCAAACUCGUUGAGAGUAGAAAUUAUGAACUGCACUACGGUUUCGGCAAAGCAGGCAUCCGAAAGGUAAGCGGAAGGCCGAACGUCACAGGCGGGAAAGACUCCGUCGCAAUGUCAGGGAAGGUACGUGCGGGUAACUCCUCCGGGAGUACUCUGCCACCACCCAGGCAAAACGAUCCUGCGAAUGGGCUAAAGGUUCGCGUGGGAAACUCCUCCGGGAGUGCCCCACAACCACCCAAACGCAACCCUGCGAUUGGGAAGGUACGCGCAGGAUGCUCCCCCGUGAGUGCCCUGUCACCACCCAAAAAACGCAACCCCGCGGCUGCUCGGACGGUUCCGCCGAAGACUCGCAAGAGUGUGAAGCAUCAACCACCGAAAAGUCGCACCCCCCGGAGUCAAAAACCGCCACAGUGUGCGCGACGACCUUCUGUUGCCAAUCGACUGCUGCAACCGAAGCCGAACAGUGAGGAAGAGCAACUUCCAUCAACCAGCCAAACCGCUGUUGGCAGCCGUCAGCCAAUACCAGGAUCAUCUUCCGAUCCGGACAAAGACGGCAACUUCACUGCAAAGUGAGCAGCCUUCGCUGCGUGCAAGCGAAUCUCCAUCACGCAAAAGGCGCCUCGGGUGUUCUUUGCAGGAGAUUCGCCAAAGAGCAGCUAGCGGCUGCUUUCAUCCAGGAGCCGUGGAUCAACGAAUCCAAAGUUCUCGGACUUAACGCUCCUAACGAAUUUAUCCAACGCGACGUCGUUGCCGUCACGGUUGAAGUACCGACAACCAGAGGAAAGCAGGAAAUGGUUGUCGCGUCGGCCUACUUCCCGGGCGACCAAGGUGAUAUACCGCCACCCGAAGUUGCUGCGCUCGUGCGGUACUGCAAGGCCAUCAACAAGCCGUUUCUGAUCGGCUGCGAUGCCAACGCUCACCACACGAUCUG